Emys orbicularis (European pond turtle) is the source of this 900-nucleotide messenger RNA. RefSeq names its product amine sulfotransferase-like. Bases 1 to 900 code for a protein of 299 amino acids. Gene Ontology annotation, biological process: sulfation. Gene Ontology annotation, molecular function: sulfotransferase activity. The record is from RefSeq and is a predicted model, not a curated record. Gene Ontology annotation, cellular component: cytoplasm. NCBI's taxonomy places the organism in Eukaryota, Metazoa, Chordata, Testudines, Emydidae. The transcript has 6 exons.
AUGAAUGAAACUGAGUUAACAAUGGAGCCAUCAGAAGAAUUUUUGUUCAAACAUAAAGGUUUUUAUUUCCACCCAGGCCAUGUUACACCUGAAUACAUAGAUUCACUGGAGGAUUUUGAAAUCAGAGACAGUGAUGUAUUUAUUGUUACUUAUCCAAAAUCAGGGACUGUGUGGACUCAGAAUAUUUUGAGCUUGAUUUAUCAUGAAGGCCAUCGAGAUGGAACAGAAAAUAUGGAAACAAUAGACAGAGUCCCAUGGCUGGAGUAUAACAUACAUAAUAUGGAUUAUGUCCAUCGUCUGUCACCUCGUCUCUUUGCUACUAACCUGCCUUACUAUUUAGUUCCAAGAGAUCUGAGGAACAGGAGAGCAAAAGUUAUUUAUGUAGCCAGAAACCCGAAGGAUGUUGUGGUUUCCUAUUUUCAUUUUUCCAAGCUUUCAGUCAUGCUUGAGACAAUACCAGAUUUUAAUAUUUUUCUGGAGAGGUUUUUAGCUGGGAAAGUACUGGCUGGCUCCUGGUUGGAUCAUGUCAGAGGCUGGUCCACCCACAAGGAUGACUUCAAUAUUCUCUUCCUUACCUUUGAGGAGAUGAAGAAGGAUCUCAGAGGCGCUGUGCUGAAAAUCUGCAAAUUCUUAGGAAAGCAGCUAAAUGAAAAGGAGCUGGACACUGUUGUGGAAAAGGCUACAUUUGAUAAAAUGAAAACUGAUCCCAGGGCAAACUAUGAGUCCAUGCUAGGCAAUCUCCUGGAACGAGGCAAAGGACAUUUUCUUCGGAAAGGGACCGUUGGAGACUGGAAGAACACAAUGACUGUGGCACAGAGCGAAAGGUUUGACAAUGUUUUUAAGGAGAAAAUGAAAGACCUGUCUUCCACGUUCAGCUGGGAUAUUAAUGAUGACAUAUAG